AUGGGCAGCGAGUUUGGGAAUCGGACGCAGAUGCAACAUGUGAUCUCCUACAGCUUGUCACCUUUUGAGCAGCGUGCCUUCCCGUACUACUUCCGUAAAGGAAUCCCCAACGUGCUGCGCCGCACUCAGCAGUCUUUCCUUCGCGUAAUGCCGCCGUUUGUAGUGUUUUAUCUUAUCUAUACGUGGGGGACUCAAGAGUUCGAGAGAUCCAAAGGGAAGAAUCCAGCUGCCCAUGAAAAUGACAAAUGA
This is a messenger RNA of Gorilla gorilla gorilla (western lowland gorilla), 249 nucleotides long. RefSeq names its product cytochrome b-c1 complex subunit 8-like. Gene Ontology annotation, biological process: mitochondrial electron transport, ubiquinol to cytochrome c. Lineage: Eukaryota; Metazoa; Chordata; Mammalia; Primates; Hominidae. The record is from RefSeq and is a predicted model, not a curated record. Bases 1 to 249 code for a protein of 82 amino acids. The transcript has a single exon. Gene Ontology annotation, cellular component: respiratory chain complex III.